Truncatella angustata is the source of this 1283-nucleotide messenger RNA. Its product is annotated as zeta toxin-domain-containing protein. The transcript has a single exon. Bases 271 to 1269 code for a protein of 332 amino acids. Gene Ontology annotation, molecular function: ATP binding; kinase activity. The record is from RefSeq and is a predicted model, not a curated record. NCBI's taxonomy places the organism in Eukaryota, Fungi, Ascomycota, Sordariomycetes, Amphisphaeriales, Sporocadaceae.
GCGAAUUUCAUCACAAGGCUCGAUUGGCAGUUCAGUUUGAAGUUACAUCCAAAUACAUCAGUCAAUCUCAAUUAGUCAUUUUCACCCCUCAUCUCACCUUCCGAUACAGAUACCAUGUCCGAUCAUAGCAGCACAAAAUUCGCUCAAUCAGCGCCGUGGACAUUGCAACUACAAAUCUUCAUACGACGUAGCUAUUUCUAAUAAACUUGGGUGCGAAACUCUUUGGUAUCUGCGCGUGAUCACCUGAGUGUGAUUCUGGAGACAACUGCAAUGGCUGGGAAUGAUCUCAGCAUCUUCACGCUCAAUGACACCGACUCUACAAAGAUCUUCGAGCAGCAGAUUGUCCCCGAAGAAUUGAAACGGUUCGAGGAGCAGAGGUCGAGUCAUAUAUGCCGAGAAACACCGCUCGCCGUCUUUGUGGUUGGACAGACUGGCGCCGGGAAGACUCUCACGGCACCCGCGAUCAAGGAAGUCAUCCGAGCCCGACGCGGCGAGCCAGCCCACUUCAUAGCCGACACAUACAAGACCUACCACCCUGGAUACUCUCGCCUACUUGCAGAAAGACCUGCGUUGGCGUCCCCCGCGACGGGCACGGACGCACGCAGGUGGCUUUCCAUGGCAGCUGCUUAUGCAAUUGAAAGGCGUAUCGACGUUCUGGUCGAGUCUGCCUGUAGACACCCACAGGAUUUCGCAGACCUGGCACAAGCGUUUCACCAUGGUAGAUAUCGUGUGGAAGUGGCCAUCAUGGCCGUCCCUGCGGCGCUGAGCCGUCUCGGCAUUCUGACACGCUUCUACGAGCGCCUGCCGGAAGCAGGAUCUCGAGGUUUGCCGGUUCGUUUGACGCCGAGGAGGGUGCACGAUGAAUCGCUCAACGGACUUGUUGAAGCGGCACAAUUUGUCGACGCAGCCCUCGUCGUUGACCAAGUUGUUGUGCUGCGGCGGGACAACUUGGUCGCGUACAGCAACGAGCGAAUCGGUGGCGUUUGGAAAGAGCCAGCAAUAACGGCAGAAACUCUUCUGUUUGAGAGGCAACGUCCCCUCCCGGAAAGAGAGCAAGUCUUUUCAAUUAGAGAUCUCAAGAGUUUGCAUAGUAGGGAGGCGGGUGGUUUGCUGCCUCAGUUGGACGAAAUCCGCUCACUACUGAACAAGCUGGAGGAUGGAAGUUCAGCAAGAGCAUUGAGGCAUUUAGUCUUGCCAGUCAUAAGUGCUGAUGUCAGCCAACAUGACGAUGUAGUGCCGGACUUGAGGCUUGGCCUUCAUUCACCAUGAUCUGCAAACAGGGG